Molecule: messenger RNA, 7797 nt
Organism: Cydia pomonella (codling moth)
Lineage: Eukaryota; Metazoa; Arthropoda; Insecta; Lepidoptera; Tortricidae
Gene: wake
Product: ankyrin repeat and fibronectin type-III domain-containing protein 1-like
Exons: 15
Coding region: 783-5009 (1408 amino acids)
Biological process (GO): establishment of mitotic spindle orientation; regulation of establishment of bipolar cell polarity; signal transduction
Cellular component (GO): spindle
Molecular function (GO): protein binding
Source: RefSeq, a predicted model, not a curated record
CUUUUUGCCUUGCUAUCUAAACUUUUCUAAAGUAAUUAUAAUGUUUGCAAAGGUUAUAUAACUGCCAGUAAUAUCCAAUUAAUUUCACGCCUUAUUCCCAGUAGGCCGGCAAGCUCAUAUAGCGUCUCGUGGAAGAUUGAAUCUUUACGAUAAUGUCUACAACCGCCGCCGGACCGCACUUAAAUUUCAUCAUUACACGAGCCACUGCUCUUAUUACUAUAUUAUUAACACACGCGUCAAUUAUCACCAUUAUUCUCUUGCAUUAUGAAGUAAUUGAUACUCUGAAAAUUCCUUCGCUGCCAUUAGGCGUUAGCCUUUGUAAAUUAGAGUAUCGAUCAAUCAAACGUUGCGAGGCCAUCGAUUCUAACGUAAAUCAUAGAGUGGCGAUAAUACUAGUUUCGUAACUAGCUCACUUCGCUUUUAAUUAAAACACUUGAUUAAAAAUCGGCAAUCUCGCAAAACAAAUACGUCCCCCCUUUUAUCAGAUCUCUACGUCACAAUAAACAAAUCUCGGUGACAUGCGUACUCCAAGCCGCUAUCUUAUCAAAGCAAGUGAUUGUGCAAAUGAGAACAGUUUAUCAAGCGACUACAGACAGACUGGGCUGCUGCGAACUCUUCCGAGCCCUACCAAUACGGUUCAGAAUACGAAUUGUUGCAGGCCCAUUCCACCGUCCGCCGUCGUUUCGAGUGAACGUCGGAAAGAACUCGCGUAACUAUCGUUAGAGUAGCGCGCGUAGUUCGUACCGGGCCAUGCACAAGACCGCGCGACCCGUCCUAGGGCUAUGGACACCCUCCUCGACAGGUUCAAGCGGGAGCAAGGAGGUCUCCGCCGCUCCCGAUCCGUCCGAGCUUCCCUGCGAUUGAUCGGCAAUCGCUUGCGCAGCAAGGACGAGGAACCUCCCGACGACGUUGACCUCAAACGCAACACCGUCGUUUUCACGACUGCCCAAAUCUGGCCGACGGAAAGCUUCGACGUCGCGUACAAAGGCCUCGAAGGGACAUACAAAUCGAAAACCCCUACAAUGGCGAAAAGGAAACCGGAUGCGAAACCGAGAAGGAAGAGUGGUGAUAUCGAUUUAAAUUUGAAACCGCAUAAACAUGGAAAAGUGGAGAAAACAAAGUUCAGUGAUUUCUUUACGAAUAAAAAGUUAAAGAGUGCUUCAGCUAAGGAGUUGUUGGUGCCUGAAAAAAUUCCUCCAAAAGCAGCAGCUAUACUCCAUAUUCAUUCCCCGGAAGAAAAGGGGAAGAAGAAGUUAAAGGGGAUGGGGAAGUCGGAGUCUGCGAAGUCGAUCGUGGAUUCCGUGCCGCUGCGGCGCGUGCGCCGCGGGUCGGAGAGCGAUAUGUCGUGCGACGAGCCGCGGGGGCUCGUCAACCGAGCUUUUGUGUUUGGCACGCCGCCGAAGGACAGGAAAUUGCCCAAGUCACCGUCCGCCUAUCUAAAGCUCCAGUACGGCGCGCUCCUCGAGGGGUGCGGGGGGGAGCUGCCGUCCCUCUCGGCGUGCGCGCCGCUCCCCCCGCCCCUCGACAAGGCGAGGAGGCAGAAGACGAAUGAUAAGCUUGACAAAGUCGCUCAAGUUAACAUACACUUACACGCACUCUUCGCUGCCGUCGAACACGGAUACCUUGACAAAGCCAGAAACAUCCUCGAUUCCACCGAUGUCGACGUCAAUAGUGUCAACCCCGAUGGCCUGUCGCCGCUCGACGUGGCCGUGCUGGCGAACAACAGGCCGCUCACCAAGAUGCUCAUGGAGUUCGGAGCCAAAGAAGGCACGCAAUUUAAGAGCGCAGAGGCGAUGGGCGCACACAUUCGGCGGCUGACGCGAGAGGCCGAGGCGAGGCUGCAUGAUGCUGCUGGGUGCUUCCCGGAGCGUGCCUGUCGGGACGAUGCUUGCACAAGGUCAUCUGCGGGCAAGCAGGUGGACACAACAGGGUGCGCGGGCGGCGCGGGCUCUGAGAAAGACAAGCAGGCGCAACAUUGGGAGCGGAGAGUGAGGACGCUCAAACGUCUACUCCACGGAUGGCAGGCUCUACGGGUGCCGGCGGCGCCAGCUCCUCCUGACUUGGAAGUGUGCGGUGCCCACUCUGUCUCGGUACGGCUGAGAGACCCCAGACUGACGCGAGAACAGCCUCCUAUCACCAAAUACAAAGUGGAAUGGUCAUCCCGCGCCGACUUCUCCAACGUGUGCGGCACCCGCGAGGUCCCCUGCGCCGUGCACGGAGCCACACGGGUCCUGGCGGCGGGACUGACUCGCGGUCGGCGUUACUUCUUCCGCGCCGCCGCCGGAAACCUGCGCGGCUGGGGCGCGCCCGCCUGCUCUACUCCACGAAGCGUUGUGCCUAGCAGUUGGCGCGACGUGUCGACGCGCGCGGCGCGCGGGCCGGCGCUGGAGGCGCUGGAGGCGCUGGCGGCGGCGGCGGCCGGCGCGCGCGCGCGGCCCGGCGCCGCGCCGCCCCGCCUGCCGCGCAAGAAGACCGCCACCAUCCGCCAGCUCUUCACGGCCGCCAGCAAGUUCCAAAAGAAUCUUAGAAGGGGCGUCUAUUUGGCAUGUAUUCUGUACCACGAAGACAAGGUGCUAGUGACUAGCGAAGAGUUCCUACCGGUGAUUGAGGUCGACGAGACCUAUCCUACGUGUAUCUACACAGACUUCCACUGGCUUAUGAAGGUGUCAUGUGCAUGGGACGACGUGAAGGCACUUCGCUCCGACAUGGAGAAGCACACGUCGUCGUCUAUCCACUUCCGACUGAAGCUGCUUACUGCGUGUGCGCAGAUGCAGUCCGCACUCUGCAUUCAGGAUCUAGGUCAAUUAUACCACAAACCGCUGCGAGACUCGCACGGCACCGUGGUGCUGUCCUGCGUGAACAGCGUGAAGUCCGCCAAGUCCGUGUCCGCCCUGAACUCUCGCUGGGCGCCGGUGUCCAGGCUGCGGCGGCGAGUGCUGAGCGAGGACAACACUAUUGGAGAGCUCCUAAUGGCAUCUGUGCAUGAACAGAUUGCGUACCAUCAGGUGUCGCGGGUGCAGCUGCCGCGAGGCCUGUACCUGGGCUACCUGAAGCUGCAGUCGUCGGUGGAGGUGGUGCGCAUCGUGGCGCCCGCGCGCACGCCCAACGUGCCGCCGCACACGCGCGUGCGCGACAACCCGCACGUGUCCGCUGAGGAAUGGGACUUCCUAAAAACACAAGCGGGCAACCCUUCAUCCGAGGACCUGCAAGCGAUCCCCGCUCUCGUAGCCAUGGGCAGCCAGGAGAGGCCUUCCGAAUCUCAAGAGAUGUUUCUGGACCAGAUCGCGUCCGCCUCCCGUCGGCUGUUCAAGGAAAUGGACAUUUCCAUAGAAACUGCUAUCACCCACCGAAUCUACGACCUUGAGGUCAUAGAACUAAAUAGCGAUGUCAGUUUCAUCAUGCUAUGUCCUCCGGCAGAACAAGCAUGCUCGGUACCCGGCCAAAAAGAAAUAUUGCUUCAGAAAGGCGAUUUACUCAGCUUACCGAUACAAGCAUUUGAGAUGAUACAUCUUCAGACGUAUCACACUAACAUGUUAAACAAAUACUCUAAACUUAGCUGCGUUUUGGAGCUAGACGUCGCUUUAGCCGCCCAUUCACAUCGAGAAGCUUUCUCUAGCACAGAGCUUCAAACGGCCAAAGAGCGGCUGACCAAGCUAGAGGAACUCCAAAAUAAUUUAAACACUAUAUGGAAAGCUGAAAGAUGGCUCAUGGAUCUGAUCGGUUUCGCUAGAGACAAAGACAAAGCUGCCCCUAGCUCCGGCAUAUUGCUCAAAUACGUCAUAGAAAGAAUGCCCUCGCAAUCCAGCGUCGACGGUUCCGACGCGGAAAAUAACGAAAACAUCAUGAAGGUUGACUUCCUACAAAUACCAUCAAGGGAUGGCAAGAUUAAUAAAACUUCCCCCGGGAGAGGCUCCUGGCCCGGUCCGGCUGGCAACGGAAAUCACGCAAAUCUACAUCCAGAGUUCAGCAAAUCAGAACAACAACUAAGUCUCGCCCCUCGACAAACUUCCGUCUCCACUCUGAACCUCAGCACUUCGCAAUAUCUCAACGCUGAAUCAAACUUCUCUAGAAAAGGUAGCGCGGAUUCUCAGUACACGCAAUCAAGCGUGAGUAACAAUUUCAUGAGCAGCAAUUCACAAUUCGACGUUAAAUCCCCAAGCUCACAUAGUACCAGCAGCAAUCGACUGCCUCCUUCUCGAAGCGAAGACACCCUCGUGUUACAAGAAAAUGAGCCUAAACCCAGACCGAACAGUAUUAACGCGAGCAUGUCUACAACUUCCAGCCCCCUACUCACAGUAAAAGGCUACUACCCUGGAAGCAUGAUCAGCGUAAGAGCUAAAGGUAUCGCCUCUGAAUCCGCUCAGAGCUUAUCAAGCGACUCCGAAAGCCAGAGCUGCCCUAUAACAACAGCAAUUCCUUUAAAAGUCCGUCCUCAACUAAAAAAUAGAGCUCAACACGUGAUCGCGUCUAAAAGCAUGACUAACGUGAAGUCCACCGAUGUUGAAUUUACGGAUACCGGGCAGGAUAUGUUCCCUAAUAAGUCUGGGUCGUGUGUGAAGCGACAGACGUUGCUGGAGGCUCAGGAGGAGGAGUAUCACAAUAAGGUUCCCAAGACUGACGAGAGCAGGAGCGGCGACGAGGAGCGGCCGCCGGACCAGCCGGGGAUACUGCAGGUAUUUGCCGCGUACGAGACCGGUCUGGCGGCCGGCACGUCGCUGAAGCUGCACGUGACGCCGCGCACGUCCGCUAGGGAGGUCAUCGACCUGGUGGUGAAGCAGCUCAACAUGGCCGCCGUGCUCAAGGGCAAGCCCGGCCCCGUGUACGGCCCCGACAAGCUGCACGACUUCUGUCUCGUGGCCGUCAUCGGAGCCCGGGAGAGGUGCCUCCGGGACGACUUCAGACCGUUGCAACUCCAAAACCCGUGGAGAAAAGGCAGACUGUACGUCCGGCUCAAGCAUGAUGUGCUAGCGGCGCUCCAACAUUCUGCCAAGCAGCCGGCGUUCAUUUAAAAACAUUGUUUGUUUUAAAAAGUGUGUCUAUGGACUUUUAUAUUUUUAAAUAAAUAAUUUCAUAGUCUUAAGUUGAUUUCUGGUGCCAAUUAUUUUUGUUGAUGCUUUAAUACGAUAGGUAAAUAAAAGUUGUGAGUACUUUAGUGUGUUUACAGAAUUUAUGGUGCUUCUCACUGUAACGGGAUAUAACCGCUCUUUCUAUCAAACUUUCCGCACCUAGUUCUAGACAGGCGUAGUUUUGUCGCUUUCCGAAAUAUAGUUGGGCCGGCCGUGUCAUUAGAAAUUGGCCGAGAGAAGGAUACCUUCAAACAUCACACAAAUGAAAGGGAGAAUAUAUUUUUUCUAGUGAUACGAAUAGCUGGCCAAAUUAUAGCUUACAGAUUUAGAUCGAUUUCAAUCUCUUGUCGUUCUCUUAACAAAUCUAAUUAUUUAGGACUUAAGGUACAAUAGUGUGUGAUUCUGUGACUUCAAUCUAGUUAGGGUAGUGAUGUGUGCUCAUUAUUUUGGAAUUCACACUAUAAAUACCCUAUUGAUAAAUGUCAAAAUUGUGAUGAACGUAUCAUAAAUUACUUAUUUUCAAACAACACUAAAGUUACAAUUCAUAACAUAACCCUACAUCUAAACACCAAAGGAAUGUUUGGAACUAUCAGCUAACUUCUGACUAGUCCAAAGAAAGAGUUUAAAUAGUCGGAAGUUAGUUAAAUUAUAUUCAGAAUUAGGAAGAGUAAAAUGACAGCAGUAUAAACAUUCAUUUUGUGGACAAGAUUUCAUGUAAAAAAAAAAUACUUAAACCGAAAGUUUACUAAAUUAAAUUAUUGAAAAAUUUAUAUCUACACCAUUAGGGCUAAUAAGAUAGUCGGUUCUUUAUCAUUUGUCACCAUGCCUGUCACGUUCUAACAAGUAUUUAAGUGCGAAAGUGACGGAAAAAUGGAACUAUGCUGUAGGGAGUACCAUCAUUAUAACUAUGAAUCCAUACCUCAAAUUGCUCUUUUUAAUUCUGAAUAUAAAUAUAACUAUACAUCGAAGUGCCUGGUUAAUUUGAAAAACAUAGAAGUCAUAUCACGUAGGAAAACAGGGUGAAGAAUAUAUAUUUUGUGACACAAACUCCUAAAUCACAGUAAGUAAAAUAUCGAAAACUAAUUUACUAAAUCGAAAUUUAAAACUACUUCAAGGUCUUGUAAUAUGAAUCUAGAUUUUUUAAAGACGCUCAGCUUGUUUAUCGGUUGUUAAAUUAUUAUAAUCUAUUUUUUAUUAAUUUGGAAGUUUUUAUGUGAAUAAUAUUUACUUCCACUAACUUUUAAAAAUAAAACGUCUUUUUUAUUUCUGAGAAUGAAUGAUAGUGCGAUAUUUAAGGGAUAUUACGUGGAUGCCUGUACGUCAAUAUUUGUAAAGAUAUUUAUUUUAUAUUUUUAAUCGUUUUAUCUUGUCUGCUGUACGUAGACACAACUUCUAGUUCUUUUCGAACUUAGUAACAAAUGCAAUUUUGGAUAAUGGUUUAGGUUUUUUUUGUGGAUACCAAAAAAUGCAAAUCGAUAUGUAGGUAAUAACUAUCAAUUUAUGAUUUUAAUACUUGUAACCCAUGCUAAUACUUCAAAAAUAUCUGAUUAAAAAUCAGGCAAGAUAUCGUACUAAAAUGAUUUGAAAAUAUGUAGGCUAAUUCACCCAUAGAUCUCUACCGAAGUAUUCUUUAACUAUUAAUUUUAUAUAGCCAUAUGUUUUAUUUUCAUAGCAAUUUGUAGAACUAUAAUGGAAUAAAUACUCAAAAUAAAUUAGUACCUACCUAAGUAGGUACGUUUUGUUUCUAUGGGAAAUGUAUAUUUUUGUAGUUAGCCAUUGUGUACAAUACUAAAUGUGUAAUGAAAGAUUGUGAAAUAGAUAUAAUAUAAAUAAAUUAAAUAUUAUCAAUGAUUCGAGCCAUACUUAGAGAGGGAUUGCAAUUGUUGUAACUACGAAGCCUAACUUAAAUGUCUUAUGAAAAUAUAAUAGAUUUAUUUUAGAUUAUUAUAUUCACCCGUCUGUCGCGGUAUGUGUACACUUGAGAUCGAAAGUCCUUUACCAGAUUUAAACCGUGACGUCGUUGACGUCUGUUUAUUUUACUUCUUAAUUCCCUACCUAAAUGAAGGAAGAAAAGCUUGUUAUUCAUUAAUAUUGUUUUUUUUUUUGGAAGAACCGCAGUUCUACCCUGAAAGGGCUGAAAGUGCCGCAUGCACUCGGUUUAUAUUAAACAUAUUUUUUUAAUUCUUUCAAGCCUCUGCGACAUGUUUUGCGGUGCGCCCAGCUAUACAGUGAGCUGCGAAAUUGUAUGGAAAAAUUAUUAAUGAAUUCAUUGAUAAAGUCGCCCUGCACUUUUGCGGCUGUGGCUGCAAGUUUCCAUUAAAUGACAAAUGUACGACUUCUAGAGCGAAACGCGCCGCUCCAUGUGAAACAGUCCGCUUAUCCAUAAAUAUUGCUUUCCCUCAGAGAAGAGUCCUUAUGCUUAAUUUGCAUAAGUAUGGACUUUUCUCUGAUAUAAAGAUUAUAAAGCACAAAUGUGCAAUCACGCGUAGAGAACGAUCGAUAUAAUCUUUGGUUAUCAAACAUGUCAUAACCGUUUAUUUUGCCUGGUUGUUGAAAUUUUUUGUUGCCCCCGGACCCCCCGGUGGAUAUAAUUCAUCUUAUUUAAGAUAAUAUUUGUGAUUAAACUACGUAAAAUACUGAUAAAGAACUUUUUAAGGUCCUGAGUGUACGUUAGAACUUAGACAAGUUGGAAUUUAACGUGAUGCACAAAAAUAAAUGUAAUUCAAAUCUU